Molecule: messenger RNA, 1632 nt
Organism: Nerophis lumbriciformis (worm pipefish)
Lineage: Eukaryota; Metazoa; Chordata; Actinopteri; Syngnathiformes; Syngnathidae
Product: collagen alpha-1(II) chain-like
Biological process (GO): extracellular matrix organization
Molecular function (GO): extracellular matrix structural constituent conferring tensile strength
Source: RefSeq, a predicted model, not a curated record
GGCAAGCAGGGCAAUAAAGGCGAGAAGGGAGAUGAUGGCAAGAGUGGUUCGUCAGGAAAGACUGGUCAUAUUGGGAGAAGGGGAAAACGAGGGAAACUUGGAGUCAGAGGGACCAGGGGUAUGAGAGGACCAAAAGGUGAAAAGGGAGAAACAGGACUACCAGGACAUCUUGGCUGGCCAGGAAUGAUUGGCGUCCCUGGUUUACGUGGCGAUGUGGGGGAUCUCGGAGGAAAAGGAAAAGAGGGUGAGAAGGGUGACAUGGGCCUACGUGGACCACCCGGACUUGAUGGCCCCAAGGGUAUCCGUGGGCCUGUCGGGUCGCCAGGUGAAGAUGGUCUACAGGGAGAGCAGGGGAAUAUUGGUUCAACGGGACCAAGGGGCAGAACAGGCACACCUGGAUUACCUGGCAUGUUUGGGUUGCAGGGUUUUAAAGGCUAUCAAGGUUUUCCUGGUCUGCCUGGCAGAAGAGGCCUCCCGGGUCCACCUGGUGUUCCUGGAUUACCAGGACCAUCUCUAAACAUGACUUUGACAGAACUCAAGGAACUAAUGUAUGUCUCGGAUAAGCCCAACUACCAUUUGAUCCGGACUCUUCUGGAUUCUCUAGAGCAGGAGCUUCGACGGCUGGUGGAUCCUCCUGAUGGCACCAAAGAGCGCCCUGCCACUACAUGCCAAGAACUUUUGCUCUGCCACCCGGAAUACACCAGUGGAACGUAUUACAUCGACCCAAACCAAGGGAGCCCUGCUGAUGCUCUGCUGGCCUAUUGCAUCUUCUCCAGCACACCAACACAAACCUGCCUUCAUCCUCAACCUUCUCAGCUGCCCAUGAAAGCCUGGAUGGAGGAUUCUUCUGCUGACGGCUCUUUCCAGUGGCUCAGCAGGUUGGACCAAGGCUUUCACUUCGUCUAUCCAGGUGCCAGUGUGGUCCAGAUGCGUUUUCUCAGGUUGCAAAGUAGCACGGCCACGCAGAAGAUGACCUACUCCUGCCACCCAGGACACAUAUUGGGUCAGUCGCAAAGGGACAUCAAAUUCCUCACUGAUACAAGACAGCAAAGUUUCCUGGGAGCGGUUCAAGACUGUGUGGCUGAUGAAAAUACGGUUUCUGGAGUCCGAGAAUCAGUGUUUGAGUUUGAGGACCUCAGCCUGCUUCCCCUGAGAGACGUGGCACCGAUGGGAGGUGGAAACUUUUCACAUCAAUUCGGCUUCAGUGUCGGACCGGUUUGUUUUAGUUAGGAUAGUUUGACACAUGGGACCAUCCCAGAAGACAAACGUCUCAUCUCGCUUCUGAGAAUGACACUUCUUGUUUUUGUACUCGGGAACAUCAUCUCUCCUUUUCUCAUAGAGAACUGUGUUGUUUACAGACACUCUAAAACUGUACGGAAUAAUUUAAAAUGUCUUGUUUUUAAGUUUCCAAUGCGUUGUUUGACAUAAUGUAUAUAAGGUGUGUAUCACAGUUAGCCUAUUUUGUAUAUGCUACUUACCAAACGUUUGGGGUAUUCAUUCGGCUGUCGGGUUGAAAGUUCAGGAUGAACCUAAAAAGUUAAACCUAAAAACCGAUUCUUAAAAACGUCUAACACCAAGUCAAGUUCUACGCCUGCAUGCAGGUCCUGAGAGGCAAAUUGCAAAUAUUGUUUA